Astrephomene gubernaculifera is the source of this 5770-nucleotide messenger RNA. The record is from the annotation of a GenBank genome assembly. Lineage: Eukaryota; Viridiplantae; Chlorophyta; Chlorophyceae; Chlamydomonadales; Astrephomenaceae.
CUUCCGUGUCCUGAAUCUUUGGCAUAUCUUACAUACCACGACCGCUUGCCGUCUGAACUUUAGACGAGCACUUCGGCGUGAUGCUAGUCGGGUGGGGGCUUAUCCGGCGCUGUAAGCUAUGUCAGGUAUUGGUCAGGACGCGCAAGGGCCACCGCAAGCCACAUCUGCGGACGCCCAGGUCCCUUCCGUUCCGCCAAACGUCCUGUUUGCCCCAAAUAAGGUGGCUCCAGACCCGGAAAUCAAAACCGAUGGACCCAGAGGCCCGGCAGGAAAAAGCGACGAGGCUGCUGCCGCCUGGACUCCUCCUGCUGGUGUCAACAUGGCAGAUGUGAUCAGCGGAGGUCCAGAGCCGACCCGCACCAAGAUCGCCAAGUACCUUCAGCAGUUUGACAAGAACCAGGAUGGCCACAUUGAUGUUGACGAGCUCACCAAUCUGGUCCAGGGAUACGCGCUGGAGCGUCAAAGCAAGAAGAUGCUCAUACGCGUGAUCAUUGCACUCGUCAUAUUCGGCAUUCUGUUGGUGGGAGCGCUGACGGGAAUGACGUGGGGCGUGGUGUUUGCUCUGAAAGACAGCAAGAUCAAGAACGGUGUCAUGUACGACGCCGAUGCGCCCGACCAAGUCAUCCAAGUCGCCAACAACGAACUAACGGUUGUUGGCGGGGUUCUCGUAAACCGCCAAGCGUUGGCCACGUCAGCUUCUGUCGCCAUAUCCGCUGCAGCCGCAGCCAACGGUACAACCACCGGCUCUGCAGCGUCUAGCAGCAGUGGUGGUGUCGAUGGCAGUGCUGUACUUCGUACGGCAACCUUUGUUGGCACCCCGCAGAAGUUCACGAGUGAGGUCUCUGUGCGCGCGCUUAUGGAGCUCAAGUACCUGUACAUCCAAGGUGCCGGCCAGGUGGAGGUGGCGCUCAUCGUACUGGGUGUGGCUCGUGUGCCGGUCGCAAACAGCGUGCACGGCACUGUCGUGAAGAUCAUCACCAUGGCAGGCACCAUCACGCUUGACGGUACGGCAAUCGACUUUGAUGAGGUGCUGGCGCCUAUCUUCGUGGAGGCGGGGUUCAUCGUGUCAACCAGCCGCCGUAGCCUGCUUGGCAUCUAUGACAUUCUGGGGUUCUUCAACUACAUCGAGGAUGUCAACGUCUUCAACCUGCCCUCCGGAGAGCCGCGACCCAGGCUACCCAGCGGCAACUUCCGUAUGAGGCUGCAGAUCUACGAGCAGUGCUCCAUACCCAUGAAGCCCAAGGUGGACCGCUGCGCCUACCUCCUCCCCGCCGCCCCCGCCACCCCGCCCCCGCCCGGCGAGCGCUCCCCCCCGCCGCCUCCCAUGCAGUUCCCAGACUACGACUCCCCCACCGCACCACCUCCCGCCUCUCCGCCCGGUGCCUCAUCGGGCCGCCGCCGUCUGCAGCAGACGACCCCAACCGGCACACCGUAUUCCAGCAUCCAGCAACCCAACUACCCCAACCCGCCCCCCGCGGACUUUGCGUCACCUCCAGGUGGCGACUGGUUCUCUGCGACCCCCCAGUACAACCUCUCCGCGGGCGCCUGGGCUGACCUGGCGGGUACUGUGGUGAUCAACCGCACCCGAUACAUGGUCCACACCGAAUCCUCCACCCUGUGGAACGGGCUGGUGCGCACCGUGUACCAGUUCUCGCAGUUCCCGGACUUCAUGCGGGUGGAGGUGGCCAACAAUGACACCGGCGUCCUGCACUCCUGGGUGCAGCAGGUCAGCUCCAGCGGCGGUCAGCUGCUGCUGGGUUCCACCUACCACUGCGGCAUCAAGCCCUACUCGCUGGCCGCACACAGCUUUGGCAACCCCAACGAGACGCUCGUGAACUUCACCUUUGUUGGUUACGACGAACACCAGAACAGAUCCGCCCGGCACUUCCGUCUGGUUGUGAAGCAGCCGGAGCGACAGAGCUUCCUGGCGAAUGCCUCCCUGCCGCCGCCGCCCAAGACCAUCACUGUGGACUACUGGGACUCGCGGUCCGGGGGCAUUCCGCUGGGCUUUGAGUUCAACCACCCCUGGCUGGGUCGCACCAUGAUCCAGGUCACUGACUUUGUGCAGCUCAACGGGGAGGAGGUCGACCCAGGUGACUUCAUCUUCCCGCUGGAAGACCCGGCCAACAGCGUCUGCACCAAUGACACCACCAUCCCGCGCCUCAUCUCGGCUUUUGACAGCCCGGACCCCUACGACAGCGCAGGUGUCGCCGCCGCUACCGGGGUUGUCAACCAACGACGGCUGAUGCGCCAACUGGAGUCCUGGAGGGACCAAGAUGACAACGCAGUAGCUCAAGAUGACGACGGCCUCGUCAUCAUCCACAGCAGCAGCAGCAGCACCGCCUCCACCUCCAGCGGUGCCGGCGGUACGGCCCUCGCCUCCUCCUGGUCAACAAGAUCUGGAUCGUCAUCCGGGCUACGACGCCGGCGACUGCUCACAUCCAAGAAUGAGGAGAUGUUUGCGUUCGCUUCCUUCACGGCGCUUGAUAAGGAUCUCUGGUGCGGCGGAACGGAUGUGAACCUGUACAAGAUUGAGGUGAAGCCCUGCGAGUUUGCGAUUGCCUUUGCGGGAGCCACCGGGGACUACCCCUACAUUGAGUUUGGCUGCGGAGGCGGACUCCCUGGGCUGCCCCUCGACCUAACUGGGCACGUGAACGUCGACCUGUGCCCCUCAAACACCUUUGUCGAGGGCUGCCUUGAGCUGAGUUUGGGGCUGAAGGGGUUGAUAGAGAUGGUGGCAAAGGUUGAGGAGGAUGGCAUGUUGGGAGAGUUUCUGGAUAUGAUCACCAUGCUCUCACUCGAGGUCUGCGCUGGCUAUAACUUCAACGAGAAGUUUGGCUAUGUGACGGGUCAUCUGUCCCUCAGCGUCAUCGUGGUCAAGGCGGAACUGAUUGUGACCAUCAACAUCAUCCCCACUCGCGUUUGGAUUGAGUCGGUCAACUUCAAGGUAUCGCUGGGCAUCAACCUGUUUGUGUGGUCGUACUGGUCGGAAGUGGGCGACUGGAAGUUUGCGGAGAACUACAUCAUCUGGGGCGAGCCGCUCCCGGAGGAGGACCCGGCUCCGGGGUCGCCUAGUCCCGUUGCGGCACCGCAAAAGUACAUCCCAAUGCUGCGUACGAAGGGUAUGAACACCUUUUACCUGGGCUGCUACAAGGACGCCCAAUUUGAGGGGCGCAUCAUUCCGAAUGGCCGCCUGGAUAUCGGCAAAACCGUCACCGUGGCAAACUGCCGAGCAGCCGCGAUUAAGAAUGGUUACCGUUUCUUCGGUUUGGAGAACGGCAAUGAGUGCUGGAUGACCAACGACAUUUGGACGACGACCAGGAACGGCCAAACGUACGAUACACAGUGCAACCUAAAGUGCACCGACGGUUCCAAGUGUGGAGGCAAUUUGGCCAUGAGCUUGUACGACAGCGGUUAUCUGGGCUGCUUCAAGGAUAGCUUUGAUCGCCUGGUCCACAGCUUCCGCUUUUCUGACCCGCCGCAAGUUUACGCUGCGUAUCGUGGCAACAUGACGAUUGACAAGUGCCGCGCCGAGGCGUUGAAAUACGGCUUUGAGUACUAUUCCCUGCAGGCGGGGUCCGAGUGCUGGGCCACAAACGCCAUUGCACACGCCACGCAGAACGGUCCCAGCUCUCGUUGCACUCAAAGCUGUCAGGGCUAUGCCAACGACUGGCUGGCUCAGAACCCACUCUCGGUGUACCCCGAGCCAUGCGGUGGGCCGUUCGCCAACCUGCUGUUCAGCACGGUGCCCGACGUGGCCAGGAUUCCCUUCCGCGGCACAGAUAGUCCCACUGCCUGGGUGGGUUGCUACAACGACCUGCCUGAGGACCCGCUCAUGGUGCUGGUCAUGGAGAGCAACACCUCCAUGAACGCGCAACUGUGCAGAUGGAAGGCCAACGAAUACGGCUUCCGCUACUUUGCCGUACAAACGGCACCAUGUGCAUGGGCUCCAACAACCUAACCAUGGCCACCUCCUCCGGCCCCAGCCGCCGCUGCAAUGCCACCUGCGGCCGGCCGGCUUCCCUCCCGGCGCCCCGCGGCAUCACCCCGACCAUGUACAACAGCCCCGGACAGUGCGGAGGUUCACUAGCCAAUGCCAUUCAGGAUAGUGGCUACCUCGGCUGCUUCCUCUUCCCAGAUGGCUUUGCCAUGCUUGGAAAGUACAUGACGGACCUUACGGACACCAGCCUGCCGUUGUACGUCACUCCUGACACAUGCAGGGAUGCGGCUGUGAAGAAAGGCUACAACAUCUACGCUCUCCGGGAGGGGGUGUACUGCAGCGGCGGCUACUUCCGAGACAUCAACACCAUCACCACCCGCACCCCCGGCUACGGCCCUGCAUUCACCUGCACCUCUCGCUGUGCCGGCACGGAGACGGAGGACACGAAGAACGGCUCCACCUACGCAAUCUGCGGCGGAACGAAGGUCAUGUCACUCUACCAAAUCGUGCUACCGCCCUCCCCGCCGCCGCCGCCUUCACCUCCCCGCCCACCUGUUCCUCCCUCUCCACCCUCUCCACCUCCCUCCCCGCCCCCAUCACCUCCUCCAAGCCCCAGCCCGCCGCCACCUCCUCCGCCCUCUCCUGCUCCCCGGCCGCCCUCACCUCCCCCCACGCCGCCCUCGCCUCCAUUGCCGCCACCGUCGCCGCCGUCGCCUAGCCCCAGGCCGCCGCCUGUUCCGCGCCCUCCGCCACCUCGGCCGCCGCCGCCUUCACCGCCUCCGCCUCCUUGGUACAAUAAGCUGUUCACGCCAAUUUGGAUGUGGUAAUCCGCGGUAACUAUUUCGGUGACCUAUUUUCCGUACGUCUUCCUUGGCCUUUUUUUCUAGCCUUAAGACCUGCAUUGUUAACUGCCCCCUAUUAUUAACUACUUGCCGGUAUUGCUUGCACGCGAGAUGGCACUGUGGAUGAUUAGGAUGCCGUGCAUAUGGGUAUUGGAGGAUUGAGGAUGAGGAUUGGAUGAUUGAGAUGCCGUGCACAUAGGCAAAUGGUGGGCACGUGGGCAAACAAUUGAAUAUGGAAAAUCGCUCACGCAGAGAUCCCUUGUCCCUGAGUAUGCGGUGCUACGUGGACGUACCAAUGUCAGCCGGUUAAUGUUAGCUUCCGUGUCAUGGUGCCAUAUGGCACUGUUGAAUUCUUGAAAUAUCUAUGGGGCCUUGAUUAUCUGUCUGGAUGCGACUUGGCAGUUAAGAAGAGCCGCACGGCUACGUUUUCCUUUUGUACGAUUGAGGCGCAUUUUGUUGUCUUGACUGGAAACGCAGCAGUUUCCGCCGUGAGCCGUGCUUUGUGCUGCCGUACGGUGCUGUGAAUCUAUCGCUAUGUCCUUCGCAAUGUUUAGGUUAUAGUACCCUGCAUUUCACCAGGGAACUGCUGGCGGGUUCCAUUUAAAACUGUUGCUUGUGUCCGCGUGCGUGUUAGUAUUUGAAAUUCAUACUUGUUGGUGUUUAUGCCGUACGCGCAUGGCAAUUUGCUACAGGACUCGAUUUGUGUCGUAGCAGGGCAUUGCGCUGGUCUGUUUCCUGUUGCCUGUGAGGAAGGGAUUGUCCUAUUUUGCAAAGCAUUUCCAAAACCUUUCAUGUUGAUAUGUGUCCUUGGGGGCUUUCAGGGCCCGCUCAGGGCUUUUAAUACGUUUGAGCUUAAACUGCGCAUAGUUUAUAACAGUACAAGUCGCAUACACGCUUUGGCCAAGACCAGUGCCUGCCUCCAGUCCGUUUGCUCGAGUGCUGGUCACGUACCAUGCAUUGCAUGUAACUACGUAACCUCUGAAAAACA